Paramecium sonneborni is the source of this 1240-nucleotide messenger RNA. The record is from the annotation of a GenBank genome assembly. NCBI's taxonomy places the organism in Eukaryota, Ciliophora, Oligohymenophorea, Peniculida, Parameciidae.
AUGUAAGUGCUUUAACCAAUUAACGAUCAAUAAUAGCCCGUAAAAAUAAGUUCAGAUUAUCAAUUUAAAGAGGUUCCUUAAUCUAGAUGCAUAUAUCAUCCUUAGUACAUUCGUCAUUUUUGUAAAGAACCAUCUUGUUUGAUGCCAUUAUGUGAAGAUUGUAUUAAGGUACAUCCUCAUUAACAUUCUCGUUAUAGUAAUAAUCUAAUAAUAUAAACAUAUUAGUUGACUCAAUAGAGAGUACAUUAUCAUAGGUUUAUAAAGGUUAUGCAAGUAAGGCAAACGAGAUAGCUACUCAUUAAACAGGAGACAUAUUGUAAAUAAGAUAAGACUUACAUAAGUUAAUAGAUACAAUAGUUGAUGAUGUAUUGAAUAAGGCUGAUAAGAAUUAUUAAUAUGAUUAAAUUGUGUAAUGGAGAAAUUUAAUAAAGAAAUUAGAGAGAUUGAAAGAUCCAAAUAAUUGUUUAAAGGAAGCAAUAUUAUACUUUGCAGAUUAAGAUAAUUCAAACGCAUAAUUGAAAUAUUAAGGAGUUCCAAUAUAAGUGAAUUAUGAAGCAUUAGAAUAAGCAAAGUUUCAUCUGCAUCAUUUAUUUAUGGUGACAUUAGAAGAUGGAGAGUAUUUUUUUAGACCAGGUGAAAGAACUGGAGAUAAUCCUAUAAGAAGAGUAUCAAGAAUGAUAUAUGAUCCUGUUUUACCUACUCAUACAGAUUAUCAACCGUAUAAUUACAGUCCUUAAAGAAUGAUGAUGACUUAACCUGUGUAGCCUUAAUAGAUAGUUUAUCAAACUUAAGUGACUCCUACUACAGUAUAGAGUUAAUAACCACCCAUAGUUUAAAUAAUACCUUAAGUUUAACCUUACUCAUAAUAUAUUUAACCAUAAGUCUAAGCUUAACCAAUUGCACAACCUCCACCUUAACCAUAACCUAUAGUUAUUAAUAAGACAGAACCUCCUUAACCUUUAGUUUAUUAUUAAGAAAGCCCGAUAAAGAUGGUUUCUCCUAAAUAAGAACCUUUCAUUCAAUAAAUCACCGUACCUCAACCAACAAUUUAAUAAACUAUACCAUAACCAUAGAUUAUUUAAUAUGUUUAACCUGUAGUUAGACCACCCUAAUAAACUGUUCCUACUCUUUAUACAGUCUCAGGGUCUAGACCAUUUAUUCCUUAAUAAGUAAUUCUUUAAUUAAUUAUUCAUAGUAGAAUACAGAAUACUCACAUCCUUAUCCAUUAAUACAGUAAUGA